Messenger RNA from Meleagris gallopavo (turkey), 1884 nucleotides. NCBI's taxonomy places the organism in Eukaryota, Metazoa, Chordata, Aves, Galliformes, Phasianidae. The record is from RefSeq and is a predicted model, not a curated record.
AUGCAUUCCAGCAAUUUCUCUCUACACGCCUACUUAAUUUUUUCUCAGUCUUGGUGGGGAGUGUAUCUUCAUCUGCUUCGAAAGGUAUGUACUACGACUGUAACAGUAUAUUUGCCGUAUUUCUUUCCCUGCACGCCUGUCAUGAAUGCCACAAACUACCAGCUGAGAAACAGCUCAGAAAUGGCUAUCCUGGGUUGUGGCCUGAGCCAGCUGCAGUCGGACACACUUGGCAUCCACCUUCCCUUCUUCACCAGGUUCCGGAAUUCAGCUGAUAAGCGCAGCUUCAUUACAGCUGGUGCGGGAGCAGGAAUAGCUUCAGUAUUUCGUGCCCCUAUUGGCGGGCUCUUGUUCACGCUGGAGGAGGUGUCUUCCUUCUGGGACAUCAGGCUGGCCUGGCAAACCUUCUUUUGCUGCUUGACAGCUACCUUCACCACAGAUUUGCUGUCCUCUUCGCUCUAUGGGUUUGUUUACAGAGGUCACUUCGGAUUUUUUGAAGCAGAAAAAAGAAUUCUGUUUUGGGUUAAGAAUUUGCUGGACGUGCAUGUCUUGGCCUUCAUUCCAGCCAUCCUACUUGGAAUGCUUGGAGGUCUUCUGGGAGCUCUCUUUGUUUCCCUUAAUAUAAAAAUUAAUAAGUUACGUAUGCAGUUCUUUAAUUCAAUUCCAAAAUCAUCCCUUAGCAAAACAAGCAAGCUGCUGGAAACUCUGCUUAUUCUGUUACAUUCUUCCAUUUUUUCUGUAGUUAAAGUACCUCGUAAUUUUCGCUUGUUGGAAGAACUUGAAGAAGGGCAGAAGGGAGUAGGUGAUGGUACAGUAAGCUGGGGCCUUGAAGAUGAUGAAGAUAUGACACUCACCAGGUGGACAGGAAUGAUUAUUGGGCCACCGAGGACAAACUAUGAAAACAGAAUAUACAGUCUGAAAGUAGAGUGUGGACCUAAAUAUCCAGAAGCACCUCCUACAGUUAGAUUUGUAACUAAAAUUAAUAUGAAUGGAAUAAAUAAUUCCAAUGGAAUGGUGGAUGCACGGAGCAUACCAGUGUUAGCAAAAUGGCAAAAUUCUUAUAGCAUUAAAGUUGUACUUCAAGAGCUAAGACGUCUAAUGAUGUCCAAAGAAAAUAUGAAGCUUCCACAACCUCCAGAAGGACAAACUUACAACAAUUAAUUUUAGCUGAUUCUCAAACUUCUGUCUUAAAACAACAACCUUCUACUCAUGUUAAUGUCUUGAUUAAAUCUCACAAUGCAAACACCCACACAUUAAAAGAAUUUCAGCUGGUAUACAUGACCUGGACAUUUGUAAGAAUAUAUAUAAUAUAUGUAUGCCCAAUAUGUUUUCAGGCACUAUGGGAGAAAAAGGCAGCACAAUUAUUUUUUCUCUUACCAAGGCACUGUCAUUUAAGCAUAAGCCUGGAAUAGCCUAAAAUUGGAAUUCAGGUUUUACAAGAUGAAAGCAUGACAGGAAGUGUCAGAUUGCUGUGGAAUAAUAUAUGUUUCUGAAAAUAAUCUCUUGAGAAGGCAAAAUAUAAAUGGCAUGCUUUUAUCCAUCUUGCUUAGUAAAAGAGCUGCAGUUAAAAUUUGUUUUAAAGUAGCAGGUACAGUGAAUACCAUUGCUCAUCUUGUUUAAUUUUGCAAGGGUGUGGGUACCGACUACUAGUAGUGUCACAAAGUAUGUUCAGGAUUGUUUUGAUACCUGUAUUUAUAAAAUGGGGGGAUUAAUUUCUGUUAAGCAGCUCCUGUGUGUUACAUGUAUCGGACAUGGCAAAUAUUUGUUUACAGUCUUUGUUCUAAUAAACCAUGCAUUUAAGUUUUAGUGAAACAAAGGAAAUGUAUGGAUAUGUGAUUGAGAUUAAAGUUAGUCUUAAAAUGUAAAUAAAAUGUGGAAAGUGUCUGA